UCACUUGCACUCCUCGCUUUCUUCCCUUCCUUCUCUAACCAUCCAUUGGAUGAUCUCUCUCUCUCUCUCGUGGCUUCCUCCGCCUGAUCAGGAAUUCCAUGGAAAGCGGAGUACUUUUCUAGCAAACUGAGCUCCCUCUCGAGUCCUUCUUCGCCUUUGCUUGUUCUAUGUCCGAUUCUUGAGCUGACGGAUCAACGACGCACGGCGGAGAGAAUCAUGGUAUAUGCAACGCGGCGAUGACCCCCGAUUGCUGCCUCCUCCACCAGCACCACUGCGUAUCUGGUGGAUUCACAUCGCGCUGCGGCCGACCCCAUUUCCAUGCCCUCCGAGGACCAUUGAAAGAGAAACUCGACUCCAUGGCCGACGACGACGAGCCCUCCCCUGCCCCGCAGGACGAACGCAGAGACGAUGACGACUUCUCUCCGGCCACAUCCGCCGAUUGGCUCCGAUUAGCCCUCGCACCACCACCUCUUAACCUUCCUUCCCCCGCCGCUGCCGCCGCCGGCUCUAGCGGUGGCCCCGAGCGGAUGAGGAUACCUUCCGUCUCCUCCUCUCCGGCUAUGUUCUCGCCGUUUCCAGCAGUUUGGCCAGGAAAUAGCGCCAGCGGCUUCCCCAUCCCGCCGCCGGUUGAUAUGGCGGCCCCUCUGGUGCCGUGGGUGGGCCCUCAUAGGAGAGAACCGCCGCCGCAAUAUUGGGGGCGAUUUUGGAAUGUUGGCAAUGCGAAUCUCGCCCUCGGCGGGGGUUCCGCUCUGAUGCUACCGCCGGCAAUGCCGGAGUUUGUUGCGAGGCAGCUCGUGCACCCGACAGCGAGCUCGGCGGUGGCGCCGCCCCUGCCGGUGAGGGUUGUCAGCCCGCCGAGAAGACCGCAAUCUGGCGUUUGGUUCACGCUUCAGGCGAUGAGAAACCAUGGGAGGGAGCCUUUUUUGCCACAGAUACCAAAGAGCUACUUGAGGAUCAAGGAUGGAAGGAUGACAGUUAGGUUGCUGAUUAAGUACUUGGUGAACAAGCUGGUUUUGGAGGAUGAAUCUGAGGUCGAGAUUACAUGCAGAGGCCAAACGCUUCUUCCCUCGUUAUCGUUGCUACAUGUUCGAGACCACCUCUGGCGCUCGAGGGAGUCACCGUCAGCGACGCUGCUCCAAGACUCGAUCAACCCCGACCACAUCAUGAUGUUACACUACGGUAGAAGAAGACCGUCCUCAUGCAUGAUUUAAUUUAACUCUCAGCCCCCAACCACAAAUUUUGUAACACUCUUCUGAAUGACCUACUUUUGGCUUUGGUCAUCUUGAUUCAUUGAGAGAAAUAGCUUGAAAGUGUUAUUUUUUUUCCAAGCGAAACAUCAAGCUGCGUAUGCUACUUACACGCUGUGUUUGAUCCUUGUAUCAUAAUUUUACUAACUCAA
Molecule: messenger RNA, 1399 nt
Organism: Zingiber officinale
Lineage: Eukaryota; Viridiplantae; Streptophyta; Magnoliopsida; Zingiberales; Zingiberaceae
Product: protein LAX PANICLE 2-like
Exons: 4
Coding region: 237-1211 (324 amino acids)
Biological process (GO): multicellular organism development
Source: RefSeq, a predicted model, not a curated record